AGUUUCUCAUAUUUCACUUCGUGUUCAGUCAGUGUUCGUCAAGAGGUUACGGGCAAAGCGACUUUGGUUACGGGUAUCGUCCAAACAACGCUGCCUCAGCGUGUGUAGUUUUGCAGUACGGUAAGUUGGGAAAUAUGAAUACACUCACCGUCGACGUGUUAUUAAAAGCCUAUGGAGAACUUGUGGAACAACGACCUUUACUAACUCAAACAGGCACAGCAGGUAUCCUCACAACAUUUGCUGAUGUCAUCUCACAAAAACUAGUUGAGCAAAAAAAAGGUUGUGACCUUCGACGAACAACCAUCAUGGCAGCAUGUGCUUUAAUGUAUCUUGGUCCUUUAGUUUCAAUGUGGUAUGUGUUUCUGAGUAUGCGUGGAUAUUCAACAGGAGUCAAUGUCUUUUUGGAUCAGUUCAUUAUGUCUCCACCCCUCCUUUUCGGAUUCCUUGUUUUGCAAACCAUAUUAUUUGGUCAAGGAACGAAGGCUAUGAAACAUCGUAUCAGAUAUGAUUUACCUGAUGUUUUGAAGAUUAAUUGGCUGAUAUGGAUCCCAGCUCAAAUAGUGAAUUUUCAAUUUGUUCCUUUCCAAUACAGGAUGUUGUAUUCACAAAGUAUUGCACUUUUUUGGAAUUGUUACUUGUCAUAUAGGACUAACAACAAAACACGAAUUCAACCUAUGGAGAGCGUCAUGUAGGUGAGACAAGGUUGAAGGGGGUGGAUAUUGUUAUAAUGUGGAUGGAGGAUUAACAAGUACAUUGCUCCUGACUCAAAUGUAUUAAAAGGGGAAAAAAUAUUCGGAAUAAUAGAAUUGUGAUCAUGGCAGAAGCAGAUAUUCCUAUGAAGCAGUAUUAAACCUCAGUCUAACACUUCUAUAGUGCCAGUGUCAUUGCUUAGUGUAAUAUGCUAUAUAGAACUAAUAUUGCAAGUGUAUUUGGAGUAUUCUGGUAUGGUACCAGACAUUUCUAUGUAAUUUUGGUGGGAUUGUGAUUUUUAUCUUUUAAACAUUGCAGUGUAGAUUUUCUUCAAUUGUUAUUGUAAGCAACUAAGUGCAAUACUGCCUCGCAGAUCUUUAAGUUGUCUGAUAACUUUUUUAUGUAGCGUCUGAUAACUUGUUUAUGUAACAUACCUAAGUUUAUUCUUCAACAAAUCAUUUUAUGAUUUAAAUUUCAUAAGGAAGCGUUAUUUUAUCAUUUAACUAUCCAAUUAUUAUUUUUUGCUUUCGUUGUAAUAUACAUUGGUAAAUUGCCAUAAAUUAAUGUGAUGGCCAUACAAACCAGUGUUGUGUAGACUCUACCAAUCUUUUCCAUGACACGAGUCAUCUAAAAUAAUUGACUUGUCUCAAAGAGUUGGCCAGAAGGGCUUGACUAGAGAUUCAAAAAAAAAAUUUUGAUGAAGCACUAUUUGCUGUGUUGUAGAUGUUACACUGGAAAUAUCUUAUUAAAGUACCAAACUCGAAUAGUUAUUGUUGGCACCGAUAUAAAAGUUGUCAAUACAUGAUUAAGUUGGUUUAAUGGAAGUUACAAAUCUUAGUGUCAAUAUUACUCAUAUUUAUCCAUUCCAGUUUUGUUUUGAAAUCCACUAUGACUCUGACCACAUUUUUGAAAUUUCUGCAACUCUGGGAUUUGAAUCAAGGCUCUGAGAUGACCUGUGACUCUGGCUUCAGAGACUUUUUUCACCCGAAUGCUUCUGUUUGCAGUAUAUAAUGUUCACACUUUUGUAUGAAACUAUAAUGCAUAUGUUCCCGCCCCUUCGUUGGAAGGGGGCUAAUCACAGAACUGAAUAGGUCAUGAUUUUUUAGAAUCUUAACAAAAUAAGUAAACUGAUGGCUGACUAUUCAAAAUAAAUAUGUUUAGGAUAAAGUGUUGCUUUCUGCAACCCGUCCUACGUUUAUCCCAUCUAUUGAGGUGUUUGAUUUACCAUGGUUCUAUAGAGAUUAAUUUGUCUGAAUUACUGAUUUAUGUUAUGUCACAGGUGUUUAAUUUACCAUGAUUUUCUCGAGAUUAAUUUGUCUGAAUUGCUGAUUUAUAUUAUGUUUUCAUUAAUCUUUCAUGCAGUUGGUUUCCAGCAUUGGGGCUUUUUAAGGCUUAUUACAAAAUUUUCAAUUAAAUAUGCUUUGACAUGCAAGACCACAAUCCUAAAAAUCGUGGCAAAUAUCAGGUCUUUUUUUAAUCAAUACACUCUGAAACCCGUUCUGG
This is a messenger RNA of Styela clava, 2193 nucleotides long. Its product is annotated as mitochondrial inner membrane protein Mpv17-like. Gene Ontology annotation, cellular component: cytoplasm; mitochondrion; membrane. Lineage: Eukaryota; Metazoa; Chordata; Ascidiacea; Stolidobranchia; Styelidae. The record is from RefSeq and is a predicted model, not a curated record. Gene Ontology annotation, molecular function: channel activity. Gene Ontology annotation, biological process: regulation of mitochondrial DNA metabolic process.